AUGACAGGCUGGGGUCUGUGCGCGGCGAAGGCUCAGUAUCCCAUCGCUGAUAUGGUGAAGAUGCUCCGUGAGCAGGGAAAGUCUGUGAGGUUUGGGAUCCACCCAGUGGCGGGCCGGAUGCCCGGGCAGCUGAAUGUGCUGCUGGCGGAGGCCGGAGUGCCGUAUGAUGUGGUUCUGGAGAUGGACGAAAUCAAUGAUGAUUUCCCAGAGACGGACCUGACACUGGUGAUCGGAGCAAAUGACACUGUAAACUCAGCCGCACAGGAGGAUCCAAACUCUAUUAUCGCUGGGAUGCCAGUGCUGGAGGUGUGGAAGUCCAAACAGGUGAUUGUGAUGAAGCGGACUCUCGGUGUGGGAUACGCCGCCGUGGAUAACCCCAUUUUCUACAAACCCAACACCGCCAUGCUUCUGGGAGACGCUAAGAAAACCUGCGAUAGCCUGCAGGCGAAGAUCCGAGAGGCCUUUUACUGACAGCAGCGCUCAGAGAAACCCUUUAUUACAAACACACGCUCAAGUGCCUUAAAAACAAGAAGCCAGUCACUGUCUCACACACUGGAAAUGUGCAUGCACGAUUGACUUGUAAAUAAAAAUGUUGAAAUAACAGC
Danio rerio (zebrafish) is the source of this 605-nucleotide messenger RNA. The record is from RefSeq and is a predicted model, not a curated record. Lineage: Eukaryota; Metazoa; Chordata; Actinopteri; Cypriniformes; Danionidae.